This is a messenger RNA of Scylla paramamosain (green mud crab), 1440 nucleotides long. Its product is annotated as protein obstructor-E-like. Gene Ontology annotation, molecular function: chitin binding. Gene Ontology annotation, cellular component: extracellular region. The transcript has 4 exons. The coding region runs from base 209 to 1228 and encodes 339 amino acids. NCBI's taxonomy places the organism in Eukaryota, Metazoa, Arthropoda, Malacostraca, Decapoda, Portunidae. The record is from RefSeq and is a predicted model, not a curated record.
GGGCGGCCAGAGAGUAUAUAACGGGGUGGCGACGGCCGGGCGAGACCACUCCCCAUCCAGACGUCGUAGGAGCGAGUACCGAUCAUAAUGAGGAUACUUGCCGCAGCCUUCCUUUGUGCCACGGCGGGCAUCGCCGCGGGACAGUUCGCUGACCCAUGCAAGACCAAGACGCGGACCUCUGCCCACGAGGACCAGUGUGACCUGUACUAUGAGUGCUUCAACGGACAGCCGGUACUGCAGGAGUGUCCUAACGGCCUCGUGUACCACGGAAAACGAACUCAAGGACUCUUUGGCGUGUGUGACUACGACUUCAUGGUGGACUGCACUGGCCGACCUGCCCGGAGUAAGUAGUCACUCUCCUCACCUUCCUUCUCCCUUCCCCUCCUGCCACGCCCCAGGCUACGCCCAACACCUGGACCAGCCCAACCCGUGUGACUACAAGUCUGGCAUCAUCGGGGACAUCACUUACUGCGACCGGUACUGGGAAUGUGUGGUGGGCAACCCGCAGCUGUACGACUGUCCCAAUGGUCUAGUCUUCGUCGGGAGGAACAGGGGAAUCGCAGAGGGCUGUGACUAUCCUUGGCGGGGUGCUUACUGUGACGACAAGCAGCUGGCCAACCCACCCAUCUCAGGUGACCACUGUGACUGGCUGUACGGCAUCUUCGGCCACGAGACCUCCUGCACCCGCUACUGGACUUGCUGGAACGGCACGGCUGCUGAGCAGUUCUGUAUCGGCGGUCUGCUCUACAACGAGGAGAGCCACUCUUGCGACUGGCCCCAGAACGUGGUUGGCUGCCAGAAGCACCCAUUGUGCAAGGACGACCCUAACGCCAAUGUACCCCUUGGCAAGUCGUGCGAGCGAUACUGGGCCUGUCAGGGUGGCUACCCACGCCUGCAGCGGUGCCCCGCCACCCUUGUGUUCGACAAACGCUCUCGCCGUUGCGUGAACCCGCCUACCGAGGAUUGCGAGGCGCCCACCACCACCCCCGCUCCGGAAGAGUUUGUUGACGAUGCGGACUUCCGUGGGGGAGCACCCCCUCCGCCCCGCCGCCGCCGCCCUUCUUCCUCUCUAAACCAGGGACCCCAGGAUCAGGGCUCCUUCCUCCCUAAUAAUGCCCUUCCUUUCCGUCCCUCAAGCCCCUCAGAUUCCCGACCCUUGGGCCCGCCCCUGCCUCAGGGUGGCAACUUCCGGGAAGCACCGAUUGACAAGGCCGUGCCCCUGAACUAAAGUGUCGUGUGAGGGCGGGCUAAGGGCUACCCGCCGUCCCGCCCGUGUCCCUCCUUCGGGUACAAACUCCCUCACCCAAAGAUCGCCCGUCCAGGGCAGCCUCCCCCGCGGGACGCUGUACAUAGUCCUUCGCAAAGUAUUAUGUCCGCCGCAUUCUUCCACUUAGGCUUAGUUGUUAUAAUUCUGUUUGUAAAUAAAUUAUGUUAAAAAUA